AUGAGCAAUCAGGCACGAGCUUCACGGCAUGCCUCAGGCAUACUACCUUCUAAACAGUUUUUUGCACCAAGAAAGCCGAUAACGCAAAAUGCAUCACGGAGAAAGUCAACCACCCUUUCCGUCAUAGUUAAUUCUCCAAGCACACCAUCGCUACCUAUAUUUCAAACUUCAACAUCGGCAACAACAACACCUACUAAAGCUCCUUUCUCUGCAUUAAACUCUCCAAUUUUAAACAUCCAACCGGAGGAAGAAGUCUCUCUUUUACAACAACCUUUAAAUGCUCUUUCUACGGUUGUAACAACUCUUCCUUCUGAUCCAACAAAUCCGUCCCUUGAACAGCCACUCAAUACUAUAUAUAAUUCUAGUGAAUCGCAGGGCCUUUCGGUUCGUACUUCACCUAUUCGACCUCCGAGCGCUCUUCGACAUCAGCAAAAUCAAGAUGAAAAUGAGGAUUUCUCACAUUCUACUAUUAAUUCGGUUCUAGAACCAAUAUCGCCUGCUGUAGUUUUAGAGCCCUCUUCAUAUAGACAGAUUCGACAUGGAACUGGUUCUAACCUUUUAUCCAGGGAUUUUGUUACUUCUUUUUCGAGGCAUUCUGAUAGUGAUUCAUCAGGAACAUUAUCCACCCAAUUACAAAUGAUUCCGCAAAAGAAACUUUCACAAACAAAACCCCCUAUUAAUGAUUCACCUUACGCAUCUAUUGCCAAAUCCAUGCCUCGAAUUGUUUAUAAUCCUGCUCCAAUAUCACACGCAGAUAGCAGAAGGCGUAAACGGCUUUAUCAAGUUUGGCCCGGAAGAAAUCGUUUUUUCCUUGGUGGAAGAAUAAUGACUAGCAGAGACUUUACUGCUUUUUUGAUUGCUUUUUCUGCACUUAUUGUACCAUCUGGCCUCUUUUUGGCAUUUACGUUGAUUAUUCCACGUAAUCUUGAUCCUUCUCCUCCAACAGAAGAUCUAGACGAUCCAGAGAAUGGUGCUCAAAAUAAUCCAAAUAGUCCUUUUUAUCCAAUGCGAAGUGUACCUCUUCCAAAAGAAGUUAAUAUUAAUGGUCAAACUGUUAGAUUAAAAUAUUGUGAGACCUGUAGGAUAUAUCGACCUCCAAGAUGUAGUCAUUGUAGACACUCUGUUAGCAGGAGAGCUUAUGUUGUGGAGGAAGAAGUUUUGAAUGUUGAGCAAGCAGAGAGUGUUUUAAAUGGUCAACGAGAGUCACAGCAAACAAAAAUUAACAUUACAGAACCGAAUGCAGAACAGAACCCGGAGCAGAACCCAGAUAAAAAUACAGAACUAAACAUAAAACAGAAUCCGGAACUAAACACAGAACAGGAUCCAGAAUUGAACAAAACACGGAACUGA
Molecule: messenger RNA, 1350 nt
Organism: Racocetra persica
Lineage: Eukaryota; Fungi; Glomeromycota; Glomeromycetes; Diversisporales; Gigasporaceae
Source: the annotation of a GenBank genome assembly